Dicentrarchus labrax (European seabass) is the source of this 3538-nucleotide messenger RNA. It is a transcript of the gene gmeb1, whose product is annotated as glucocorticoid modulatory element binding protein 1. Bases 172 to 1977 code for a protein of 601 amino acids. Gene Ontology annotation, biological process: positive regulation of transcription by RNA polymerase II. Gene Ontology annotation, molecular function: RNA polymerase II cis-regulatory region sequence-specific DNA binding; DNA-binding transcription activator activity, RNA polymerase II-specific. The record is from RefSeq and is a predicted model, not a curated record. Gene Ontology annotation, cellular component: nucleus. Lineage: Eukaryota; Metazoa; Chordata; Actinopteri; Moronidae. The transcript has 10 exons.
UGAUAACAAGGCGAGCGCUGUUCAGCAGGAAGUCAAGCUAUAUCAGAGAAGUGCGCAUGCGCCGCAGCUCUCCACAAUCUAGGGCUGCGUUUCUCUUCAUAAAACGAUGAACAAACUCCUGGAUAGCUGUUAUAUGAAAGCAGCCCCCCUCUGUAGUCUACUCUGAGUGUGAUGGCGACCACGGAGGAGGUCACGGUGUCCAUGGGGGAGGUGGUGAUGGUGAAGACUGACGGUGAAGGGGACCCCGAUGACCCAAAUAAGACUCAGGUCAUCCUCCAGCUCCAGCCAAUCACCACUGGAGAUGAAUCUGCUGAAACGGAUGCAGCUGUCAUGGCUGUUGAAGCCCAUCCAGAACAAACUGAAGGAGAUGACGUUGAAAUUGGAUGUCCCAUAACAUGCGGCGACUGUAAAGCUGUGUUGCUGGUGAAGAAAUUUGUGUGCCCAGGAAUCAAUGUAAAAUGUGUGAAGUAUGAAGACCAGCUGAUCAGCCCGAAGCAGUUUGUGCACAUUUCUGGAAAAGCCACCCUGAAAGACUGGAAGAGAGCCAUCAGGAUGGGUGGAGUAAUGCUAAGAAAAAUGAUGGAUUCAGGUCAGCUGGACUUCUACCAGCACAGCACACUGUGCACCAACACGUGUCGCAGCACCAAGUUUGACCUUUUAAUCAACAACACGCGGUUCCCUCCCGAUGGCACCGGACUUACUACGCCCACCUCCUCUCAAGCUCAGGUGGUCCUGGGUAACGGCGGGGUAGUGGGCGAGGACAGGGCCGAGGUUCUGAGUGGCAAGGCGGACUGGAGCUCAAUCUCACUGGAGUCUAUCGACAAGAAGGAAUCGAAUGAGAUCUCAGAGGACACACUGAACUUCUGGAAGGGCAUCGCCGACGUGGGUUUGCUGGGUGAAGUGGUGACCAACAUCAGCACAGAGCUGCUGGAGCUGCUGAACGGCGUGCAGCAGCGCAGGGAGCCAGCUGGCUUACAGGACACAGAUUCCUGUCUGGUAGAGGUGGCGGUGCUCAGUAACCUUGCCCAAGUGUUCGGCCUGCUCGACUCGGUCAAGAAAAUCCUGGAGAGGAGGAAGCAGCAGACGGAUCCCUGCCAGGAGCAAAUCCUCAGCACGCUCACCAACCUGGAGGUGCAGCUAGAAGAACAGAGGAAGCAGCAGCAGGUGCGAGCUCUCCUGUCCUGCCCGCAGCCUGCCAAAAACAAAACUCCCACCAAGCGCCAGACCAAGCGGCCUCGUCUCCAGAGGCCCGCCUCCACCACCACCCUCCUGACCUCCCCCGUCAACCAGCAGGCCACCCUGCAGCCCCAGCAAUUCACCGUUCUUUCCCCCAUCUCUCUGUCCUCCGUGGGUCAGCCGUUCACCGUGGCAGGCCUGCCCAUGGCCACACUGGCCCAGUCCUCCAACACGGUCACCCUGCUCCCCGCCGGCUCACAGCUCUUCACCCGCUACAUGGUGACCGGAGACGGAAAGGCGGACACCAUCACCUUGCACCCGUCGUCGGGCCUCACGCUCGUUGGCACCACCGCCAUGCAAGACUCCAGCCAGCUGGGCACAAUGAUGAGCCCCUUAGAGCUGGUGCACCUGAGCCAGCAGGCCGGCAGCACAGAGGUGGUGCCCAUCGAAGGCCAGGUGGUGGACGGCACCAUGCUGGUGCAGCAGGAAGUGAUGCAGGGUGAGGUGGAGGCCGGCCAGGAGCACACGGUCAUCGAGAUCAACCCGGCUCCAAUGGAGCAGGCGGUGGGAGUGAUGGAGCUGCAGCUGACCGGGGAGUCGGGCCAGGACGGGGCGGCAGUGAUGGUCCAGAGCGGGAUGGAGGUGACGAUGGCUGCAGGGGGGGAGGAGACGCAGUGCCAAAUGCAGGAGGCGCAGACUGAAGGGGUUCAGGGGCUGCAGCUGGAUGCCAGCGGACAGUUGUCAGGCGUACAGAUAGUGGUGAUAGGAGAAAACACUCAGGAAGAAAACAAGGUCAAAUGAGACACAACUCCUAUUUUAUCCAGCAGAGCAGGUCUGGACUCGUACUGAGCUGCCACAGACUUGUGAAACUGUAAAUACACAGAAUUUCCAAAUCCACAAAUUGCCUUGGCCUAAGACCAAGCACUAGGGUAGCCAUUGUUCCUUUUUUGUGUGUGUGUGUGUGUGUGUGUGUGUGUGUGUGUGUGUGUGUGUGUGUGUGUGUGUGUGUGUGUGUACAUGCUCCUCUCAACAUUUGUUGAUUUUUAUUGAAACAAAGAGGCAUCAGAACAUGGAGGAUACCGUAUGCUUCUGUUUGUUUUGUAUUCAAAGGAUAAUUCCGGCUUAUCACAACUUGGGUCAGAUAUUUGUAAUGUUGGCUAUAGUUUCUAGCUGUGAUAAUAACAUUGCACUCAGAAAUUAGCCAAAAAAAAAAAAAGCAAUAGCCGAUAUUUUCAUGCAAUGGCUCAACUUACUCAUCUACUUACUCAACCUGAGGGUGCUGUGCUCAUUUUACUUUUCCUACCAACUAGCUACAACAUAGAGAGAUUGGGAGAGAGUUGAAAUGAGCUGGACAGUUUCCUCAUAGAAGGUGGGUGGGAUAAAAUGCCUAAAGCGUGUGGUUUUCUAUUUAAACAUUCAACGUACAUGAAGUGGAAUCAGAGCCUGACAGAAACUAUGGCCAAAACUACAAAAAAAACCUGACUUGUAAUUACCUGGAAUUAUCCUUCAGGCCUCCACGAACAACCAACAACGAGGACAAGAGGACGCACUGUAACCCUUAAGUCUGCACGCAGGGCUUUAAUGGUGCUGAUGGUUCGUCAGUUCACAUCCUCUCAUACUGACUCAGUAGCAGCAGGCUGCCUCUACUGUUGAUCAGACGUAUUACCAGUAACAGUGUUGGUGUCACUUGAGGCUGGGAUUAAUUGCACUGUCUGUCGUGUCGUAGCGUCGCCUCCAAGCUGUAUUGUUUUUGCACUGUGUGUCGUCCUUUCAGGACUACAGGAAGACGUUUGCAACAAUGCCUGCUCUCUAAACAUUUCUUCAGAAUGUGGUCACCCUGGCGGGUGUGCAGGGUGUUUACUUUUUUUUCUUUUUUUUUUUUUCUUCUGUGCAUAGUUAAAUGGAAACGGACUGAACUCCUCUCACUGGAAAUGCAUUGCUUAUGCACUUAUUCCCUCAGUGGUUUCUUACUGCUUGAUUUCAUUCACAAACUCCAUUUAUUUUCUUUAAUGUGACCAUCUAUUGCUUUAUCUCAGUAUGAUAGGUAGUGUGAGCUACUGGGCUGAUUGUUUAAGUCAAUAUAUAAAAAAAAACAUAUAUAUAUAUACUUAAUGUCAAACUUGGUAUGCCUGUAUUUUACACUUGUAAAGUAGUGUCAUAUUUAUUAGUUUCCAGGCUGGUGAGAUGGGCCUCUCUGUUUAAAGUGCAAACAUGAAUUAAUUUAUGCUCUGGGCUGAAGUUCACAUCAACAAAGACCUAUUCAAUACUUGUGCAUUUCCAGUAAUUUAAUUUAACAAAUGAGGGUAUUUGCAUAUUGACUUUGUAAUGUGUUUUAAUAUCAGAUUAAAACUGAAAAGUGUUA